Molecule: messenger RNA, 1437 nt
Organism: Mercenaria mercenaria
Lineage: Eukaryota; Metazoa; Mollusca; Bivalvia; Venerida; Veneridae
Product: receptor-type tyrosine-protein phosphatase eta-like
Exons: 15
Coding region: 1-1437 (478 amino acids)
Biological process (GO): protein dephosphorylation
Molecular function (GO): protein tyrosine phosphatase activity
Source: RefSeq, a predicted model, not a curated record
AUGUACAAAAGACGUGCUAAGCUCCCUGUACUCCUGAAAGUUGGUCUUUCCCGGCUGUCAACGGUCUUUCUCUAUGGUCACCAGCCUAUUCCUGGUUGUCAACUAAACCACAGUAUGAAGAGAAAGAAUCUAUCACUGUUAGAAUUUUUAGGUGCAGAUGGAAAUAUCUGGCUCUCAGUGCCAGAAGAGGAUGAUAAUCUGCCUUUGAUAAUUGGUAUAGUGCUUGCUGUGGUUGUGGUGGUUGUUAUCGGUGCAGUGGUUGGUUUUGUAAUGUUCAGGUUCUGGAAGAAGAGAAGUGGCCCAGGCAAAAAGAAACCUGCAUCCGAGAGUGAUAAUGAUGAAUUCACAGGAAUUGACCCUGCAGUUGCUAAAAUUCAGAGAAAAAGACCUAUUGUGUUGGAGGAGAUAGAAGAGUAUGUAAACAAGAUGCACAAAGACUGUAACCUGCUUUUCUGUGCCGAAUAUAAGGACUUGAAAACACUCAGUCCGAUGCAUGCAUGUGAGGCAGGUGAAAGGAUGGAGAACAUAAUGAGGAACAGAUACAUAAAUAUCAUACCAUUUGACCAUACAAGAGUGAAGUUAAGUACAAAUGGAGAGGACGACAGUUCUGACUACAUCAAUGCCAACUACCUUCCUGGGUACAGUUCACCCCGGGAAUAUAUUGGAUGCCAAGGGCCUAUUCCAGGAACGAUUGAUGAUUUCUGGAGAAUGACAUGGGAACAGAAUGUGUCUGUGGUUGUCUUGUUAACACUAUGCAAGGAGGAACAGAAGUUUAAGUGUGAGAAGUACUGGCCAGAUGAAGUGGGAGAGCCAGAGCAAUAUGGAGAUGUCAUUGUUGAGACAACAUCGUACUCCGACAUCCGUACAUACGACUUCAGAAAGUUCAAGAUCACCAAUGGCAGUACAACCCGUGUAGUGAAGCACUUCCAUUUCCUGAGCUGGCUAGACUACAAGAACGAUGUUUACCUUGACAUUAUUCUAGAUUUCAUCCAGUAUGUGAGACAAGUCCAGCCUCCUCCUGACACCUCCGGACCUAUGAUAAUACAAUGCAGUGAGGGUGUUGGUCGUACAGGAACGUACAUCGCGGUGGAUUACCUGAUGCAGUUCAUUAACGAACAUGACGUUGAUGUCGAUAUUGACAUAUUUGAUUUGGUCCUCAAACUGAGGGAGAACAGACGACACAUAGUGCGAUCAGAGGUACAGUAUGCGUUAAUCCAUGAUUGUGUGAAGGAGAUUAUGGACAGAAAGAGAAGGCAGAUGGAAAAUAUCUAUGAAAACCAAGCAUUCUAUACUUACCAAAUGAAUGUAUGUAAACUUAAACACAUUAAGUCUACGAGAUGCUUAGUAUUGUUUUGUAACUUAAGAUGCUUACCAAAUGAAUAUACUUACCAGAUGAAUGCAUGUGAAGUUAAGCUCACUGCGUCUAGAGAUGCUUAG